This is a messenger RNA of Dimorphilus gyrociliatus, 622 nucleotides long. Lineage: Eukaryota; Metazoa; Annelida; Polychaeta; Dinophilidae. The record is from the annotation of a GenBank genome assembly.
UAUGAAUGCCGGACGGAAGAUGAUUGGAAAAAGUUAUAAAAUGUUUAAGAGUAAUUUUACAGAGAUUUAUUUCUACGGAGGUUGUACGAGUUUUACUCAAAUUAACGAUACAACAUCUAAAUGUUUUAUGGAAUACGAUUAUAAUCGAUCUACGGAGAGCUAUAGUAAAGCUUUUGUACUUUUACUUUUCUUGGACUGUUCGGACGAUAUGAACGAUAUCGGUUUUCUUGUUAGAUUGAUAAAUCAUAAAGGCUUUAUAUUAGAUAAGAAUCAUUCGUACUCCGAAUACAAAGGUUCCUUUCAAAGGUUCGAAGGCGACAUCGGUUGGGUUUAUUACUUUCCCGUAUCAUCUAGAGACGUAAAGGCUGUUUGUCUAUAUUAUGGAUUUGAAGACGGUACAGUCGUACAGAAUGGCGAUGAAAACGUCUAUUCAGAGUAUCUCUUUAGCGAUUCGUUCUUUGAUUAUGAUAAAAAUGGGUCAUUAGUUUGCAGAGCGAAUGAUGGAGAAAACUUGAAAAAUUGUACAUUUAGUAGAGUCUCAACAGACCCAUUAGAGCCUGAUCAAUUAAAAAAGGUACCCAGACUACAUGUUAAAUGCUACCAGGCAAAGGAUUAUGGUUAA